AUGGCAGGGAUCAUUGAAACUCCCUUGGAUAAUAAAACAACCCUCAAAGUCCCCGGUCUCCAUGAUAUCCCCAUCAAUGUGUUACUCUCCCACGAUCAAUUUGCCACAGGGGUAAAUGACUGUUACCGCCCAUGGCGGGAAGACGCCGUUGGAUCGUCGUCGCUGAUCAAUGACAAAACGUGGGACUGGUGCUUGCAAGAGUUGCAAGACAAGGCUCGACAGUUUGACCGAGACGGCCGCUUGGUCGUCUUCAACACGAGCAGCGGUGUUUGUAAAUCCGAUGCGGCAAUAUCUUCCAAUCUGAAGUCACAGCUGCCAAAUUUUGUCGACCUGUUAUCUCAUCAAGCCAUUCGGCAGAAGCCAGCCUCAGCUGUGGUAAACCUCGUCGACCCAUCUUUGUUUCCUCUUGUCUAUGGGAGAACGAAAAUCCUGGGCGGAGGACAAUCGUGUGGAAUGGACGAGAAUUCCUGGUCGUCACGUAGUAGAGAGUGCCUGCUCGUUUCGGAACGCCCGCAACUGGCAAAGGAGGGCUCAUCCUGGAUAUGGGACAGCGGCCGGUACAUUUGGUCCUCGAAAUUUCAGUGGCUGCCGUGUGAAGUGGAAUUCACUGGUCCUCCUGGGUCUGCGGAUGUUCGAAUUUCGUCUUAUAUCAACAAUUUGCAUCCGACGAACCGCGAGAUGUACUCCGCAAUCGAGGCCGUGAUCUCCGGCAGUAUCAAGCAAUGGAACGAGAUUUUGGUGCGUAAUAAGUGGAGGAAAGCCAUUAACCUUUUCUACGGGAAUUGCGUCUCCUGGCCUCGUGGGCCCAUACGAAUCCGCACUUACGGAGUCGAGUGGAAAGCCCAAUUUCCUAAAUGGGCGAAAAAACUACCCGAUAAGGAAGACGAGGGUAAACUCUCUACGGAGGAAUACGAAGCCAUGUGUGCUCAAGUGGAGGCGUACCUUCAGGAACCUGAAUCUAGGGAUAAGGUAUACUGGGAUCAGAUCCGAACGCAAAGGAUCCCGGAGGAUUGGAAGGCCCGUUGGGGGUUGCUUCGCACGGCUUUGACCAAGUAUGGAUGCACAUUUGUCUUUGAGCACUCGGACCCAGGAACUGCGUACUCGUACGAGGACUGGAAAGUAGGGAGGACCGGAAAAUCAAUUGUUGGUCCAGCGCACUUCGAUUACGUUUGCAGUCCGGAUUAUGAACUGUCCAAAUUCUUUGAAGCAAACCCUUGGUUGACACCCUACGAAUGGAUGUAUAAACCAAAGGAAGAGGACCCUGACGAUCACCAGUUCUACACGCUUGCAUUGCAGGAUGAGUUUCGAGACCGGGGUCUCCAGACUGUCGUCCGGAUUCACAGCAUCGAGCUAGACCCUGAGACGCCAUCCUUCCCCGGCGAGGAGUGGCACACCGAAGGAAAUGCAAACGAACGUAUAGUCGCCAACGCCAUCUACGCGCUCGAUUCGGAAAACAUGUCUGAGCCGCAAAUCAGCUUCCGGCAGAGGUGUACAGGAGGGGGCCGUACCUGGGUCUACGACCGAAUCGGCGCCGACGAUUCGGACAACGAGGAAGUGCUGCAGAUGAGAUCGAUGACCUAA
Penicillium mononematosum is the source of this 1581-nucleotide messenger RNA. RefSeq lists its product as uncharacterized. The record is from RefSeq and is a predicted model, not a curated record. The transcript has 2 exons. Lineage: Eukaryota; Fungi; Ascomycota; Eurotiomycetes; Eurotiales; Aspergillaceae. Bases 1 to 1581 code for a protein of 526 amino acids.